This is a messenger RNA of Diversispora eburnea, 1647 nucleotides long. The record is from the annotation of a GenBank genome assembly. Lineage: Eukaryota; Fungi; Glomeromycota; Glomeromycetes; Diversisporales; Diversisporaceae.
AUGGCUCCAUUAGUAUAUCGUCUGGUUAGAUUGCUAUUCAAAUUAUCAGCGAAUGCAUUUUAUGCAAUUGAAGUGGAAGGAUUAGAAAACAUACCACCAGAUGGAUGCCCAACAAUUCUUUGUCCCAACCAUUCGAAUUCUUUAACUGAUCCAGUUUGUCUUUUAAGUUCAAUUCCUAGUAAAAAGAGGGAUUUGGUUCGAAUGACAGCAAAAGAUACAUUUUGGCGUGGUAACGAUUUAUUCAGUCUCCUAAUAAGAGGCGUUGGUACAGUUCCAAUUAAACGUUCAAAGGAUUAUAAUUAUGCCAAAGUGGAUAAUUCCGAAUCACUUGAAAGAUUAAUUGAGCAAGGAAAUUGUAUUUGUAUGUUUCCUGAAGGAAUUAGUAGAUAUAAUAGUCAGGUUGCUCCUUUUAAACCGGGUGUUGCACAUCGAGAAGAUUUUUCAAUUAAUUUAUUGACGGUUUCGAUAGUGUAUACGCAUCGAGAAAAAUUUAGAUCUAAUGUAUUGGUAAAAUUUAAUUCACCUAUUGUUCUUACACCAAAACAUCAAUCACUUUUAAAAAUUGAGACUGAAAAUGGUAAAAGAAUAUCUAGUGAACAAGCAAUACGUGAAUUAACAAGUGCUAUGGAAGAAUUGGUGCGUUCAAAUACGCUUGACGCACCUAAUUGGCAAACAUUGCGAAUUGCACAUACAGCUAGAAAAUUAUAUUCAGGACAUCUGGGAACUCGCAUUUCUUUGGCUGAAUAUGUGCGACUCACGAAAGAUUUUAUAAAUGCACUUGAUAAAGCGAAAGUAAAAAUUGAAAGUAAUUCUGAAAGCGACAAUUCUGAAAACGAUUCAAAUGAUGAUUCAACUGGUAAUUUAAAUGAUAUUGAAAAUGCUGAAGAAAAAGAUAUCAUCGUUGAACGUAUUGAUUCCGGAGAUUUACUACAAGUUUACAAUGAAGAAAAGGAAAAAGAAAAAGUUGAAAAUAUUGAUAUCAAUUUAUUGGCAAGAGAUUUGACUGUAUAUCAAGAUCUUUUAGAUUCAAUUGGAAUCAAGGAUUAUAGAUUCAGUUAUCCUAAACCACUUUCCACACUUAAUCUUACUGGAAGAAUUUUUUUUCGUAUAAUUGGGACUAUAAUUCUUGCCACUCUCGCAUUUCCGGGAUGGAUUCUGUGGGCUCCAGUAUUUAUCGCUGGAAAAUACAAAGAAUAUCAAAUUAGGAAAUUACCACUAGAAGAUAAUUUUGAUGAAAUUACUCAAUACAAAAUAAUAAUUGCUUUAAUAUUUUUGAUACCAAUUUAUAUAUUUUUUUUAUUUAUGACUUUUCCAUUUAUAAUGGUUACUUCAUGGUUAAUGCCAUUAAUUAUGUGGUUAACUAUUAGAUGGACUGAAGACUUUUUUCAAGCAUUUAGGUCUUGUUUAUCAUUAACAAAAUUACUUUUCCUUCCUGAAGAAGAAUAUGAUAAAAUUAAAAGCGUCCGUGAAGAUAUUAGAAAGCGAGUUCAGAUAUUAGCGGUAAAUGAACUUGGAUUGCCAGAUAAUCCAGAAAAAUUAAUUACAAAAUCUAGACCAAGAGGAAUGGGUUACUUUUCUAUUAAAAGAAGAAGAAAGAAGGAUUAUAAUGAAGUUUUAAGACUUUGGGAUGUUUCAAGUUAUGAUUAA